ACCCUGCAACUGCCGUUCAGUGGCUGGAGCGGGGAUCAUGUCUCGCGCCACAGUCAAGAUGGCGACGGGGAAAACGCCAGAGAGACGCUGAGUCCGCUGGACGGAAGUCGCCCCUUUGUCGCUGAAGAUGGCGGCUGGCAUGUACCUGGAGCAUUAUCUGGACAGUAUUGAAAAUUUGCCAUUUGAGCUGCAAAGAAACUUCCAGUUGAUGAGAGACCUGGACCAGAGAACAGAAGAUCUGAAAUGUCAUAUAGACCGCCUGUCCUGCCAGUAUAUGAGCGGUGCCCGCACUCUGAGCGCAGAGGAAAAGCUGCAGCUCCUCAGACAAGUGCAGGAAGCGUACGGCAAGUGCAAGGAGUAUGGUGAUGACAAGGUGCAGCUGGCCAUGCAGACGUAUGAGAUGGUAGACAAACACAUUCGGAGGUUGGACACAGACCUUGCUCGGUUUGAAGCUGAUCUGAAGGAGAAACACAUUGAAUCCAGUGAUUAUGACAGCUGCUCUAGCAAAGGCAAAAAGAAAGGCAGAGGUCAAAAGGAGAAGAAAGUCCCAAAGGUCAGGUCAAAGGUGAAGAACUCAGAUGAUGAGACAGCAAAGAGUGGGCAGAAGAAGAUCAAACUGGUUCAGACGGUGGAAUAUGGGGCUCCUGCUACUAAUUUUGGGAAGGUGCACCCGUCUGAUGUGCUGGACAUGCCUGUGGACCCCAAUGAACCUACAUACUGCCUGUGCCAUCAAGUGUCCUAUGGAGAGAUGAUCGGCUGUGAUAACCCAGAUUGUUCAAUUGAAUGGUUUCAUUUUGCCUGCGUUGGACUUGCAACAAAACCCCGUGGGAAAUGGUACUGUCCACGCUGUACUCAAGAGAGAAAGAAGAAAUGAGAUACCCAUCAAAGGCUCCCUAUGGGGGAGGGCAGAGAGAAUGUGGGAGAGGCUGGUACCUACAUCUCUUUGUGUUUCCUAGGAGGACAAGUUACAUUUCGUGUUAAUGACAGUAUUAGACAUUUCUUCCCAGGGUCUGUCAUAUGGCUGUGUAUGGGGAGGGAAACGCCCGGUAUGUUUGGGAUGGUUAUUGGACAGCAGCCUCAUCAUUCUGUACUCUUCAUGUGCCAAUUGCUCUUCCUCUUCCCACUUCUAGCUUUGCGUUUCUGCUCGCCACAUUCUAUUGUAGACAUGGCUUUGCGGUUACUUUCUCUUCUAAUCUUUCCCAGCUGUCCGUGACUUCUCACCAUGUGUCGCUCUCCCAACUGCUCUGGAACUACACAUGCCUGCGUGUCCUGCCAUUGUGUAGUUCCACAGCAGCUGGACGUUGGCUGCCCCUCUUCUAGAUGUUGCUUCGUACUCUCUACCAAGUGAAUUUUCCAGAAAUAUUUUUCUAUUUCCUAAUAAUAUAAUGUGUGCCACUCAUUCACCUCACUGCCCCCAGCUGUCCCACCUUCUGUUUCCAUCUUUGUACCACUCUGGACUUACACUUACAUCUAUACAAUGAGAGCUAAAACAGGAAUGUAAAGUACAAUAAACUGCAGCGUACAAAACGCUAAUCAAUACUACAGGUGCCAAUAGAGUUCCCUCCUGAUUCCAUGUGGAGCCUUCUCUGUAUUAACCUGGAUCUCUUCAUUGUCUCUCCCACCCACUGCCCUUCUUUUUCUAUCAUCCACUAGGGGACACUGGAGAUCUAGACAGCUGGGGUGUGAAGAUUGCAGACCGGGGUGGCACAAUGAAUUAAUGAAAAAAAUAAUAUUCACAGCUGGCUCCUCCCCCUUCGCCCCCCUAUCCCUUAUUGCUCCCAUCCACUUGUCAGGAUACCGGGGUAAUGGUUACCUUAGCAUGGGUUAACUAAAUCACCUAGUUAAGCUACUGAGCCACGCUCUUCACUGCUCUACUCGCUUUCUAGUGACUGAACUAAAACAGACUGCGGAGGCUUUAGUGUCCACACAUGUACAAUCCUACACCGGUUUGACCGGAGUAGUGACUCCUAAUCAGCAAUAUCCCGAAGAGAGACCCCUCUGCCCUGCAUUAGAGUGUUUUUAUUCCCCUUUUCUCCAGGUGCUUCCCACUGACUUCACUUCACACCAGUCCACAGCUCACUUGCAGGAACCCUGUGGUGUGUGGCUCCAGCAUGUCUGCUAAAAAAGAUUCUAGCCUUCAGCUUGCAUAUAGACGCUCAUCCUUGAGGCAUAGUACAUAAUCAACAGCGCACAACAAAAGUAGGAGUAUGGGUGGCCCCGCCUGGUGACAUUUAUGAAUACAUUGUAUACAAAGUACGUUACAGUGGUAUAGGCAUAACAUUUUCAUUCAUUUUUCCUUCUCUUCCCUUUUAUCUUUUAACCUGGGCCUUUUUCCUUCCCUCCCACGUUUACCUGGUCGGGUCCCUUACAUUCCCUCUCUCUCCGGACCUGGACCCCCAGCCUUUUCCCACUACUGAAUUUUGGUGCUGAGUUAUCGGUCUUCCUUUAUUUGUACUUGGAAUUUAUAUACCAAAUGUUUACACUACAGUAACAAGUGAGGUUGGGCUGUGCAUGCUCUCCUAUAAAAUUUGCAUUGCCAGGAGUGUGAGUGCGCGUGUGCAUGCAUCUGUUACUAUGAGCGCUGCGUGUGUCUGAGAGGCCUACUGUUAUUUAUUUUGGGGUAGGAAACCUUUGGAUCUGCUGCUCAGCCACAUAUGAUGCUUGGUCAACUGGACUGCCAAAGUCUUACCUGCCUUUCACUGUAUUCAUCACAAAACACUAUUUUGUAUGUCCCUGUAUAAUGGAGUGAGCUCUCCCUUCCUCUCCAUAGCCCCCCGCAUUAAUUUCUUUCCAUGCGCCAACUCUACAGUCCGAUGUAUGUUUGUUUUUUUCCUGACUUACUGGUAACAUAAAUAAAUUAAUAGUAAACGAU
This is a messenger RNA of Pseudophryne corroboree (corroboree frog), 2872 nucleotides long. RefSeq names its product inhibitor of growth family member 4 (gene ING4). The record is from RefSeq and is a predicted model, not a curated record. Bases 128 to 874 code for a protein of 248 amino acids. NCBI's taxonomy places the organism in Eukaryota, Metazoa, Chordata, Amphibia, Anura, Myobatrachidae. The transcript has 8 exons. Gene Ontology annotation, biological process: regulation of DNA-templated transcription; positive regulation of apoptotic process. Gene Ontology annotation, cellular component: nucleus.